ACAUCCAGCCUGGCCUUGAAUGCCUGCAGGGAUGGGGCAUCCACAACCUCCUUGGGCAACCUGUUCCAGUGCCUCCCCACCCUCUGAGUGAGUGAGCCCCUUUGGUGCAUGGCAGCGAUGCCCAGCGCAGUGCUGUCGGUGCUGGGGCAGAUCUGCCUGCCCAGGGCUUGGUGUGGGCAGGAAGGAGAGUGGCCGUGGGAAGAGACAUUCCCAAAAAGUUUUGUUAUUGCUGGGAGCUGGCGAAAGUGUGCUGUCAUUUCCAAGAAACAGAACAAGAAUGUCUAACGGUUACGGAUUAAUUCUCAUGAGCGCAUUUAGCGCUUCCUGCACGCGUGUGUAAUUAGGGAAUUAAGGGCUCAGUGGGGCUGUUCGAACGUUCCAGGUGAAUGCUGGGAGGGGAGGGAGGUUUGCUGGGUUUAGCAACGAGAUAACAGAGGGCUGUUUGCUUAUGGAGCCGAAUUUCCAUAGCGCCCAUCGCUGCUCAGUUCAGUAUGGGGGAAAGCGGAAAGUGAUGCGAGUUGUUUUGUCUCCACAGAUGAUUGAUCAAAAAGGUUUUAUUUGGAAAAUAAAUUGUUAUUUGAAUGUGCCUUAUAUAUUUUAAAAAGCCAAAGCUUCUGCGGAUCUGUGCAUGGUAUGAAAACUCCCAGCAUCUUUUCAUGCAGUCCGGGUGUGUAACCCUUGCCUAAUUAGUGCACAAAUUCAAAUAAUGAAUGUGCUUGCAGCUCUUCCUGCAGCCACUGCUUUUGUGUCUGCCCUGGAACACUUAUGAAGGUCUCAGGUGGGGUUUUGCCCAGCAGCACUGGACCCCCAGCUCCCUUUUCCACUGCUGCCCAAUGCUCCCGGUGCCCCACGCCCUGUGCUGGGCACUCCCUGUGCUCCUCCUUGCUAUGGAAACACCGCCUGCUGAGAUCAAACGGGACGAUGAGUGCCAUUUAUUAACUCGAUGAGGUGGGACGGGAGCCAAAUUGGUUGAAAUUCUAAUUGUUUAACUUUUUCCAUGUAUCAUCGGCGAAGUUUCCUACUUAGCCGGCGUGAUUUCCACCGCCGCACCCCCUUUUUGUUCUGCUGCUUUUGUUUGGAGUUGUUUAACUUCGCCCUGGUCGCUGGCUGGGCGCCCCAGGGACCUGAACAAAGAUCUCAGCUGUUCCAUUUGCGCUGGGAUGGAAAUGCUGGUGCUGGAGGAGGGGAGGCAGUAGGAAAGAGGCACUGGAAAAUGUGUUCCCUCUUCGCUUUCUCAUGCGUGUCAGAGGCUAUUUUAAUGACUUUGGGGAAACAAAUCUUCCCCACGCACACCGUAAAACAGACAGAGCUGCUCCUGGCGGUGCUGGAGCCGUCCGUCACGCAGGGAGCGCUGCUGGUGCCGCCCCGUGUUGCGGUGCGGUGCUCAGGGGCGCUUCAGGCUCUCGGGGUUCUGAAUAAGAACAUCUCCUCGCUUUAGGAGAACUCCCCAUGCUCUUCGGUCCCAACCACCGGCGGCGGUGGGAGAUGAGGUACGAGGGGUGCACGAUGUGCGGGGCGGUGCGUGGGGCGCAAAGCAGCUCCGCUCCGUGCGCUGCCCCUCCCGCACCACCUAGUGAUGGAAAGCGGAAUAUAACCAGGCUCGGGCAGGAUCAGGGGAAAGACCUGCUAUGAGAAUUAGCAGCGCUGGGGUGUGGCUGCUGGGUUACAACAGCAUUAUGCAGCGGUGGAGCAGCAACCCGGCAAAGGCAACUACAGUUGACUGCAUAAUUACUGUUGACUGAAUAAUGGCAAUAAAUAAGGAUCUGAGAGUGCACUGUCUGAAUCCUUGCACCUUUAAGGACUGGAGCUGCCCAUCUGCAUACCCUGAUCCCCCCAUGUGGCCCCUCUUACUCUUAUCACCAGGACCACCUUUGUCUGAACGGUGACUCAGGAGCCAAGAGCCAUCCCUUGCAGUCCUUCUGCAGGCAAGAAGAGUCCCAAUCUUUUGCUGCAAGACAUCAUCUUCCAUCUCUAAUCUUGGUUUGCAGCUCUCUGCCUGGUCGGAUCAAUGCUGCCAUCUGCUUCUCCUGCCCAGGCACUGCUGCAAAGCUCUCCUGGCACUGCACUGCUGUUUUUGGAGCCUCCACCUCUGAUUGUCACUGCUGCCGAGAUGCCACCUCAGCAAGAUGUGUUCUCCUGCACGUUGUUCCCAGGAUGCAUCUUUAAAAUGAAGACAACAAGAAAGUAACGCCCCAGCCAGGAAGGAGCAGCCCAAGUGGGGGGCUUGCUGCUCGCUGCAGCAAUUUCAGUGCCAUACUUGGGGUCAGCCCCUUGUAGAGCUCGCAGCCUCCCACCAUGUGUGCAGCAGCAAGCAGCCCGUGCUCCCUGGGAGAACACUGCAAACAGGAGCUGUGUCUUCUUGCUGCCUUCCUUAUGCCCACAUCACAGCCCCACUUUCCCUCCUGGCUGAUCGUGCCCCACACGUGCCCAGGGCUGUGCCAGCACCGAUAAGAAGACAGCCCCAAACCACAGGGCUGCCCAGCACAGUGCAUGGGUGUUUUGGUGUCUCCCAGGGAAGGCUCUGCAGCUCAGACCAACAUCACAAGCAUCAAAAGAGCCUGGCACAGAGAGCAUUAUGAAACGAUAUGAGCUCUGAGCACAUUCAAACACUGCCGUGUUUCUGAGUGUCCUGUGAGCUAUUUCAGGAGAUGAUGACAGCGUUGCUCAGAUUUCCUGCACAGCCUUGCAGUUAUCUGCAGGUCCUACUGCUGCAUCACGUGUUGUGCAGCAGCAGUCAGCAGAUAGGAUCUGGCACAGAGUGUUGCUCUCGGGCUGGAGCUGCUGCAGGAACCCUCCGAGCGGACACCGCUGACCCUGUGUGUGAUGUACGGUGAGCAACUGGGAAAUAAACGUCGUGCUGCAGGGGAUGACAGCAUCUGGGGGUGUGAGUGCAUGCGGUGUGUGAGGCUGACGGCGGCUGUUUCCCCAUUGCCGCUGCAUAGCGGGGCUCUGCUCACAGAGCUGCUCCACCUGCAGGUCAGGGGAUGCUCCAGCCCUGCGCUGCCCAUGGCUCCAUCCUAACUGCACUCAUCCCCCAGCUGGUAACAAGGAAGUCGGCUCCGAAGGUAAUGUCUACUAUUUUAUCACAUGGGCUCACAACAAGGGAGGUGGAUGUUGGCGGUAAGGCAGUAGGGGCUGAACGUUCUCACGCACUGACAUUCACUGAAUGUUUAUGAGACCAAACAGUGAAUGUUGGCACAGCGAAAGAUGGACUGCGUGGGCAACAUUUUCCUAGCAGCUGUGAAAAAGUGGGUCAUCUCCACCGGUUAGGAUCUGUACGAGCCCAGCAUGCAGCUCUUGUUCAUCACUGCCAAAAACGCACCUUUAAUGGUGAUGACUACGUUGAAAAAUAGUACUUCGGAGCUGAGAACCUGCUCUAUCACACAGUCUUAUCGAAACGAGUCUUAUCGUGCUCUUUCUCGCUGUUGUAAUUUCCACGGAAAUAAAUAGGCGGCAUUACAUUCAGAGCGACCUAUGUAUUUCUGCGUUGGUCUCUGCCCAGUUGCUGUGGCACACGCUCGCCCCGCACCGCCGACCGCAAAGCUCCGCACUGCGAAGUGAUGGGAAGCGGGCGGUGCUCAGAGCGCGGGGCUGCGGACUCACGUGCGGGCGGUGCGGCUGCUCUCAGCGCUCCCGCAGCGGCUCGGGGGGCGGUGGAGCGGAUCCUCGGAGCGGGACGCACCGCCCCGCAGGGCCGGACCGGGGCGGAGCCGCUCCGCACGGGGCGCGCAGAGGCGCGGAGAUUCACGCAGCGCCAUGCGGGACUACGAGGAGGUGACCGCCUUCCUGGGCGAGUGGGGCCGCUUCCAGCGCCUCGUCUUCUUCCUGCUCAGCGCCAGCAUCAUCCCCAACGGCUUCAAUGGGAUGUCGGCCGUGUUUUUGGCCGGUACCCCCGAGCACCGCUGCGCCGUGCCGCCCGGAGCCAACCUGAGCGAGGAGUGGCGGAACGCCAGCAUCCCGCUGGAGCUGCGCGGCGGACUGACGGAGCCGAGCCGCUGCAGCCGCUACCGCCUGGACGUGCUGCUCAACCUGUCGGCGCUGGGGCUGCGGCCCGGCAUCGACGUGCAUCUGGCGGAGCUGGAGCAGGAGCCGUGCCUGGACGGCUGGGAGUACAGCCGCGACGUGUACCGCUCCACCAUCGUCAGUGAGUGGAACCUGGUGUGUGAGGACGACUGGAAAGUGCCGCUGACCACAUCCCUGUUCUUCGUGGGGGUCCUCAUCGGCUCCUUCAUCUCGGGGCAGCUCUCAGACAGGUUUGGCAGGAAAAGCAUCCUCUUCUUGACCAUGGCUGUGCAGACCGGCUUCAGCUUCCUGCAGAUCUUCUCCACCAGCUGGGAGAUGUUCACAGUGCUCUUCCUCAUAGUGGGCAUGGGACAGAUCUCCAACUAUGUGGUGGCCUUCAUAUUGGGAACAGAAAUUCUUGGCAAAUCAGUUCGUAUUAUAUUCUCUACGUUAGGAGUUUGCAUAUUUUUUGCAAUUGGCUACAUGUUGCUGCCCCUGUUUGCUUACUUCAUCAGAGAUUGGCGGAUGCUGCUGCUGGCUCUCACCCUCCCCGGGCUGCUCUGCGUUCCGCUCUGGUGGAUCAUUCCUGAGUCCCCUCGCUGGCUGAUCUCCCAGGGAAGAUAUAAAGAGGCAGAAGUUAUUAUCCGAAAGGCUGCAAAAAUAAACAACACCCCAGCCCCAGCCGUGCUUUUUGAUGCCGCAGAGAUGCAGGAUUCGAAGCCUCAGCAGCAGCAGAAGGCUAUCCUUCUGGACCUAUUUCGAACCCGAAACAUUGCAACUAUUACUAUUAUGUCAUUACUUUUGUGGUUUUUCACCUCCGUUGGUUACUUUGGCCUUUCCCUCAACACUCCAAACCUGCAUGGCGAUGCCUACAUCAACUGCUUCCUUUCAGCGGUCAUUGAAGUCCCAGCAUACAUCAUUGCCUGGCUGCUCCUGCGCUCCCUGCCUCGCCGCUACUCCAUAUCCGGCACCUUGGUUUUGGGGGGAGGUGUUGUCCUCUUCAUUAAGCUGGUUCCCAUGGAUCUCAAUGUCCUAUCUCUUUGCCUGGUGAUGCUUGGAAAGUUUGGUAUCACAGCUGCGUUUUCAAUGCUUUAUGUCUACAAUGUGGAGCUGUACCCAACACUGGUCAGAAACAUGGCAGUCGGAGCUACGUCCACAGCUUCCAGGCUGGGCAGCAUCAUUGCUCCCUACUUCGUUUACCUGGGUGCCUAUGACAGAUACCUACCAUAUAUCCUCAUGGGAAGCCUGACUGUGCUGAUAGGGAUCCUCACCCUGUUUCUCCCUGAGAGCUAUGGCAAUGCUCUGCCUGAGAGCUUUGAACAAAUGCUGAAGGUGAAAUGUUUCAGGAAUGGGCAACACACCACUGGCAUUAGGAAUUCAAAGGAGAGUACUAAAACUCUCACGACACCUUUGUGAAGAAGGAUGCACGCUCUCCAAGGGGCUGGAAGAACAAGAUUUCAAAAUGCAUUUUCUGCCACAGGAAAAUGAACAAAAACCCAACAGCCAAUGCUAUGGCACUGUAGUUAUUGUCCCUUGUGCUGCUGUACCCAUGUACCUAUUUUCUGAACAGAUGCUGUCUGCUCCUAUAGGGCUCUUAGUUUGUAAUUCAGUGUUCUGAUUCCUGGAGUGUGUCAGCAGAUCCUCUGUUGAGAAACAGAGGUCUGCAUGUGCUAAACAUGUCUUGAGGAGUAUUAGUACAGCAAUGACUGCACUAGUCAAUGAAAGCUGCUAAGAGAAAAGAAAGAAGGCAGCAGAGGUGAUGGUGGUGGUUUUCUCACACUGUGCAUACUGAUUGGAGGAAGGCAAGCUGGGUGCGUCUGAACAUCUCACACGUCUCUAAAGGAAAGAUCCCAGCCUCAUUUGAAAUCUGUAACCAAGGCUUGGUACAACCUGGGAUCCACUUCUGAUCCACCUGUCCCUAUAAAAGCUGAUGCUUUUUCAUAAGGCCUAAUCCUGCUGAAAUCACUGGGCUUUAGGAGUGCUGAGGUGUAAGGACUGAGCGAGGGCUAUAGCUUGCUGAUCUCCUUUUGAUGGGCCAUGCAAAAACAGGUUUUAUCGAAGAAGUGGUCCUGUUCAAACAUGCUCUGCAUUUUCAGCUUUUGGGUUUCUCAUAAUAUGCUGACAUAAGCAACUUCUAUAUCUUUUUGUGGUUCUUUUUCAAAGCAUUUCGUUUCUCCUCUGAAUGUAUACUACAUUAUGCUGUACCUUCAGAGAAAACUCAACUCGGUUUUGAAAGCCUCUACAAAAACCUUUGUACCAUUUACGAAUUUAAAGGAGAUUUGAUGUUUGCAAAAAUCAGAUGUUCUGUAUAGGAGAUUUUAAUGUGCAGCUAUUAAGAACUGAAAAGGGCUCAUUGGGGACCAUACUUUUUUUCUUUUUUUUUCCAAAGCAAAAAUAAUGCUGACAAAGCCAGUAUUUUGUUUUUCAAGUCCUACAGGUUAUUAUGUGUUUUUUUUUUUUUUUUUUAAGUUCAGCAAAGCUAGAUGAGAUGAAAUGUUGAACGUAGUAGAGCUUAGAUUUGUGCUACUACUGUUUUACAAACACUGCGUAGUUUGAGAAAAAUUUAAUGCCUUUUACUUCUCUAUUUAUUGGUUGUGUGUGGACUUCUUGGCCGCAUGAAGUCUCUCAGGCUGGGUAGGCUGAUUUUUAUCUUCUGUGAACCCAUUUAGUGGUGAUUCACAUUCCGUUAAGGCCAACAAAGCGCACUGUCUCCUCUCUUAAUGUGAGACUUCAUGGCAGUUUGUCUUGUGCUGGCAUUUGGCACGCAAGUGAGGAUCUCCCUGCAAGUUCGAGCACAACUAUAAAGGUUUAUAACAUUUAAAUGCAAGGAACUUGUGCAAUCAUCUCAAGCUGCUCUUUGGGAUGUAGCAAUACUACUUCCUUUAAUAUUAAUUUUCUGUAGUCAUGCUUUAUGCCAUAAAUGUAAUGUGCCAUAAGGCUAACCCACAUCCUCAUCCCUUCUCAAACUGGAAUUUCCUUAAUGACAGCAGUAUUUAAUUCUUUAUUUUACUUAUUGCAAAGUUAAUCUAUCAAAUAACUGUUUAGGCACAACUAGAUUUCUGAACAAAACCUUUCAGUUGGUGUAGGACAGGUCUGAGGACUUGGCUAAAUAUAGGUGGCCUCUAUUUUUAUGAAGAUUUUUAUAUUAAGUUCAUAUUAUUUUAUGUGAUUGUAGGCUUAGGUAUUUCUGAAAGGUAAAUAUUUUUAUAUUCUUGAACUUGGUAGUAUCUUAAAACUAGAUUCCAUUUUUUAAAUAAGGAAGGGGAUUGUGUUUUUUUUAAAUGCUUUGUUUUAAUUGGUCUUAUUUUUCUUGCUUUUACCAUUGAUCAAAAGCUAGCGUCGUAUUUUAGUAUUUUAGUAGCAAAUUUAAAAAAAAAAUGCAAGAGUGGAAUGCAUUGUUGACAAGAAUGUGAUGUUGUUAUAUGGACUCAGUGUGUCUGAGCACAGUCAGAAUGAGAAAAUGAGAUUGCUUCAGCUGAUGAAGCACUUGUAAGGAGGAUUUCUGUCCUCUGACCGUAUCUUUCCUAGGCCAGAACAGGGAUUUCUGAAGGAACUCAGAGAGCAGCAGCCUGCUGAAGAAUCAUACAGGGAUGAAUCUGGAGGGCAGGAGUGCCAGAUUCUGUCAAGUUACUACAUUUUUAACUGUAAAGCUGAAGAAAACAGAAUUGGCUUAGUAGCCAUUGGCUACUAAGAAAAUAAAUGUAUUUCUGAUGAGGAACCUAAGACUUUCACUGCAGUCUUCAGUGAGUUGUGUGUGUCAGAUGCUUGGUGGGGCUCACUGUGGGACCUGUGUGCUCACCUCAGCUGGGAGAUGCACCUACAGCUCUGACCAGAGGAUGGGAGGGAAGCACAACUGCAUGGCUCCCACUGAUUGCACUGGGCCUCAGCUCUCUCCUCUGUUAAAUUUACCCGGGUCUCUCUGUGUAACCUCUUAUCAUCAGUAAGAUCUGACACGGGCUUGUUGGAUGUCUUAAAGCACACAUAAAUACGUAGUUGUUGUCACCUGGGAACUCCUGUCUUUGUUGGAAUAAAACGUACGCUAGUA
Phasianus colchicus (ring-necked pheasant) is the source of this 8047-nucleotide messenger RNA. The record is from RefSeq and is a predicted model, not a curated record. Lineage: Eukaryota; Metazoa; Chordata; Aves; Galliformes; Phasianidae.